UUAACUAUUUAUCUUUUAAUUAUCAUCUCCAGUGUUAGAAAAAAGUCAAUAGUACUUGUUUAUAAAUAGUAGUACUCAGUUGUGUACCACUCAUAUUAUUUUAAAAUAUCAAAAUUUUUUUCAAAAUGGCUACUUUUAAAGAAUUACAAAGAAGUGAAUGCACAAGUUUACAAGAAUUGGAAGUUGGAAUAAAGAAUACUUUUCGCUGGUCUUGGUUAGAAGAAAAAGACAAAAAUGGAACUUUCUUGUCUGAUUAUAUACGCAAGAUAAAUAUUCCUGGAAAAGUUCUUUGCAGCAUUUGUAACGUACUUUUGUCCUAUAAAAAUAGCGGUAAAAAAGACUUAAAAAAUCACUCUAAAAAUAAAUCGCACAAAGAAAAAAUAAAUAUUGCACAAACCAACACUACUCUCUCGUCGAUAUUUACAAAAAACAAAGUUGUAAGUACUUGUACUUUACCAUACGGCACUGCUCUAAAUGUUCAUGAUGAGCAAGCAUGUGCAAGUAAAAUAGAAAGUUCUGUAAAAAAAUCUGUAGGAGUAGAAGAUCGGAUAGCACAUGCUGAAGCGAUGGUUCUUUCUUUUGUUGCUGAACAUUCACUACCAUUUUGUCUCACACCUGCAAUAAUAAGAUUAUCGCAAGUGCUUGCCAAAGACAAUAAAGUUUUAACCUCGUUGAGUAUGGCUGGAUGUACAGCAUCUUACAAGCUACGACACGGCUUAGCUGCACAUAUUGCUGACAAUAUAAAAGAAGAUUUACGUAAAUCGUACUUUUCAAUAAAUGUUGAUGAGUGUUUAAACAAUGCACACGAAAAAGUUUUCUCUAUCUUGGUAUCAUAUUACUCUGAAAACCAGAUGUUAUCAGUUGUACAGCAUUACCAUUCAAAAUCUUUUACAGUAAUUAAUGCAAAAAUAUUAUUUGAUUACAUAAAAAGCCUUUUUUUAAAUGAUGAAAUACCAACUGAUAAUUUAAUUUCGAACCUCUCUGACUCGACCAAUUACAUGCGCGGUAAAAAAACAGGUUUUGAGACCCUUUUAAGGCUACAUGUCCCUCAUCUUUUAGAUAUUGACGGAGACAUGUGUCAUCAUAUGCAUAACACUGUUAAAAGAUUCUUGGCACCAUUUGAAAAGUAUAUUGAGUAUUUCUGUAAAGAUGUUCACAAUGACCUAAAAUGGAGCCCUGACAUUCGAAACUAUUUAAGUGAAAUAUGUGGUUACUUAGGUGUAAACUAUCGAAUGCCACCUGACCAUAUUGAUCACCGUUGGUUAUCAACGUUCGAUGCUAUUGAGUGUAACAUGGCACUUUUUCCUGCUCUUAGCGUGUUGUACUUUUUUUGGUUAAAGAAAGAGGAACAAACUAUCUACAUGGAUGAUUAUGAAAAACUAACGGAGAACUUGUCAAAUGGUGUAAAAAAAAGGAUUUACUCAAUUGGCGCUAAAUGCAAAAAAAAGUCUUUAACUGAAGCUGGAAAAGAAAGAAAGAAAAGAAUAGUAAGCAAACUUUUCUACAAGCGAAGAAAAACCGAGCUGCAUGCUAACUUCUAUAUUGCAAUCCUCCCGAUUUUCAAGUCAUUUAUUUUAAUAUUUGAACAAAAAGAACCGAAGAUUCACAUUUUAUACGAUGAGCUAAAAUCAGUGGUUAAAUCUUUUUUAGGCUGCUUUAUGAAGCUAGAACUAAUUAAGGAUGCAUCGGGUAAAAAACUAACAAUGCUUGACGUAACAGACUUCAAAUUUCACAAAAUUCAAAAAGAUUGGUACAUUGGCAAAAACACAAACACAGCUCUUCUCAAAUUUAGACUUGAUGAUCCUAUCCGAACAGAGUUUGAAUCGCAUGUUAAAAGAGCAUUUCUCGAUGGUGCAAAGUAUAUCCAAAAAAAGAUUCCUUUAUCGAACGAGUUAUUAAAACUACUAUCCUCUAUUGAUCCAACGUAUGUUGGAAGUACAGUUGCGUGUCGAAUGACGCAGAAGCUGAAAGAAUUUUUUCCUAACAUUAUAAAAAUUGACGAAGCAGACUUAUUUGACAGAGAAGUUGUUGCGUUUCAUCUCGCUAAAGACUUACCAGCAGUAAAAGGAAAAAGACUUGAUCAAUGGUGGUCCGAGGUUUUUGUAUUGAACCGAUACAACUUACUUACCAAGGUUAUUAAAGCUUGUUUGUCAAUAUUUACUGGACCUAUGAUAGAACAAUCGUUCAGUACCAUGAAUGAUGACAACCCGUCUUAAUGUAGAAACGUUUUCGGCAAUUCAAAUAGUUAAAUUUGAUUUGCGUUCAAAGAAAAGCAACUCUAUAACUCAAUACCAUCGUCAAAACUUUUUAAAGUCGCCAAUUAAUAAGAAAUUAUGCGAAAAAAAUGAUACUUUCGAAAAGUGUAUACGAAAAGAGACUUGCAAUGGUACGACUGGACAGAAAACGAAAUAACGAUGCAAUAAAUUUUGAACCACCGACAAACAAACUGAGAAAAGUUUCAGUCCAUAAGCGAAGUGAUUUACUUAAAAAAAAAGUUUUAAAACAAU
Molecule: messenger RNA, 2507 nt
Organism: Hydra vulgaris (swiftwater hydra)
Lineage: Eukaryota; Metazoa; Cnidaria; Hydrozoa; Anthoathecata; Hydridae
Source: RefSeq, a predicted model, not a curated record